AUGGGGUCUGUCGGGUCACAGAUCUGUUGCUUUCUACGCCGGGCAUGCGAUCCGGAGCAGCGUGUUGAGAUGCGAUCUUUGGCAGCUCAACCUGCCCCACCGACGCCACAGCCACUGAAAGGAUAUACGCCAUAUGCGGGCCCAGGCCAGUUGGCUACCGGAGUUGCGGUUGCGACACCCGUACCCUGUGCAUCGGCUGCACCAGUGAUGGCCUGUGCCACGCCGGUGGAGAUGUCGCCUGUGUGCCAGAACGGCUUUCCAUGCACACCUCAUGCCGAAAGCAUUCCAGUCACUGGAAUGGCUGUCUCCAGCCGGUCUGUGCCGCAAACCUUGUCACAAGCGCAAGUUCAACUACCGGGUAAGCGGAAGAGCCUACUCGUUGGUAUAAACUAUUUUGGCACAGAGGCCGAGCUGUCUGGAUGCAUUGCAGAUGUCAAGAGAAUGCAGCCGUUUCUGGAGCAAUUAGGCUUUCCCUGUGACCAGCAGUGCCAGAUGGUGUUGCUCGAUGCACCUGGUUGGCCUCACUACCGGCGUCCGACUUUAGCCAACAUGCGACAAGCAAUCCGAUGGCUCGUGCAUGAUGUUCGGACAGGAGACGCGUUGUUCUUCCACUACUCCGGGCAUGGAGGCCGCGAGCCCUCUGCCUCAGGCGCAGACGGAUAUGUGGAGACUCUUUGCCCGGAGGACUAUGACGAAGAGGGCAUGCUGCUGGACACAGAACUCUUCGAGACGCUGGUGCGGCCCUUGCCAAGUGGUUGUCGUCUUACCUGCCUCAUGGACUGCUGCCACAGUGGUGGUGUGCUCAACUUGCCUUACCUCUUCACCGGCACUGAAGCCAACCUGAAGCAAGCUUUGGCUGGCAAAGCCGUGUCUCUGGCCCUCUCCAAGGAUUGGCUGCGGGAUUUGCAGUCUAUGCGCUCAGGAAACCCACUCGGACUUCUGGAAGAUGCCGCUAGCAUGGGCCUGGGGCUGUGGGGCCUUUGGAAGGAACACCAAGCCACAAAGGGCACGAACGAAGCUGGGUUCUCUACCGACGAAGCUGGAAAUGUCGGUCUCGCUGUGGGCGAGGUUGUGGCAAUCACCGGCUGCCGUUCUGAUCAGACGAGUGCAGACGUGGGUAACGUCCAAGCGCAGUUCCACGUCCAGUCCCGGCGCGGGUCGACGCUGAUUGGACGCAGACGUUCCUCAACGGGGUCCGCUGGGGGUGCAUUGACAUCUGUCUUUAUCGAAUCGCUGCAGGACCAAUCAGCGGCUUCCUUCACAUACUUGACUCUGCUCGAACAGAUUCGGGCUCGCCUUGAUGAGGAGGACUUUGAGCAGGUGCCGCAGCUGGCAACAUCCCUCCUCAUUGAGCUGAGUCAGCCGUUCUCCUUGACGACGAUCUCGCUGCCUGCCCAGACCAGCGCUCGCGGCCAUUCCACCGGGGCAAUGGAUGGCAGCCCUGGCAUCGCAUCAGGAUCUUCUGCACUGCUUGCCGGUUUCCUCAGUUCCAUGGCAUCUGCUCCACAGGGAGCCGCAAUGCUGAAUGAAGCACGAGGCGCUGGCGACGAGGCGUCUGCACUCGCAGAGCUGAGUGCAGCGGCACAAGGCUUUGCAGCGUCACAGAUGCUCGGAGGAGGUGCCAUUUGGUGGCAAGGAGAAACGUUCGAACAACGACCUUCCAUCCAAACGGAUGGGGCAAGCCCAAGCUCAAGUGCGAGCAGGUCUGAUGAGGAGGUGGGCGCAAGCGAUGAGGCAGAGGACGACUGGCUGUCCUCUGACCUCGAGGAUGUCGCAGAGGCGGCGACGGAUGUUUUCGACGACGAUUGUGUGGGAUUCCCUUGGACGCCCCAUGAUAAGGGUGGUCGAUUCAGCGUGGCACUGCUCCGGAUGCGAAUCCCACCUCUGCCACAGCUCUGGGCAGUUCUUGCAGCAGUGAAGGGCAAGGCUCUGCCAAGGAAGCCGAGGCACCCGCACUCCAAGACUCGCAAGAAGAAGCCCAGCCAGCUUCCGGCUCACAUCAAGGAGCUUUGCCGAGUCCACCGAGGGUUGAGCGAGAUUCAAGCGCGGCAUGAUCAGCUGCCUCUACCUCUCCAGAUUCCGGCGAGACAAGCUGCACAGUAUUUGCUAUUACCGGGUGUCUUGGGAGACUGCGUCAAUGUCGUCGGCACUUAUGCGGAUCGGGGCACGAUGGCAGCAGUUCGGGAGGCUGGUAGCGACGUUGCAGACUACGUGGCGCAGUUCCAGCUGUUUCGCCUGCUGCAUAUCGCGAAACUCAACAAGGACGUCUUUGGACAGCCGAAGAAGAAAUCCUUGACCAAGAAAAUAAAGGACACACGUGUCAAUCUGAAGCGCGUGUACUCCAUCGGCCCCGAGCGCGUCGAGGGCAUGUUGAAAGCGGUGUCGAAAGUGCGCCAUCCAACCUUGUCUUUGCGCAAGAGGAGAAGGCCAAAGUUGCCUUUCUUUGAGAUUUGGACGGCUUGUGCGACCAUAAACCGCGCUGCGACGCUCCUGGCGGACCUGCAGGCAGCUAAGUGCAAUAUCACUGGCCACGGAACGGAUUCGGAGAUGUAUGUGACUGCUGAGGAAUUCGCGGACAGGCUCGACAGGCAAGCAUCGAAAUCCAAAGGCAAGACCGGUGAGGUCAUGAUCAACGUGGAUGUGAUCGAAACCAUCCUUUUGGAGGAUACAGGCGUGUCGCAGGAUGGCAAAUUCAUAAAGCCAGAUGCUGUGGAGAAAGCCUUUGAUAGGGUCAACUCGAACAAUGAGGAGCCCCGUCACAGCAAGGAGCGGAAGGGCACAGGCUUCAUCACCAAGGCCAUGAUGAUGGACAUUCUGUCCAAGGUGGAGGACGAGGGCGACGAGGAAGAGCUGCAGUCGACUGCGGAAGCAGUUUCAGGCACCGGGCCAGCUCGGCGGAAUUCUCGGUGCAAGGAGCGCAAAGGCACAGGCUACGUUAGCAAGGACAAGCUCCAAAAGCCAGAUUGCCUUCUUGCAAUGGGAAGCAUCGAUUCCGUGGCUGGUGGCCUGGUCCUUUUGCAUGGUACGCCAAUGGACCAACGCCGCUUGCACAGAGGCGACACUCGAGGCUUGCUUGAGGAUGCUCAGCUGGAUCUGCCGGUGCGGCGGCGCUGGCCACACUGGUUGAAAGCCUUCAUCAAGGCAGGCUUGCAGCCAGCCUUGCAGCUCCGCUUGGCGGAACUCGCAGACUGGGAGAGCAAGGCCGGUUUGAAGACCUUGCUCGCGAACAAGCACCUUGGCAAAAGUCAAGAGGAUGGAUUUGAAACCGGGGAUCAGUGCCACACUGCUGCGAGUGGAUACAAAGUUGACGGGGUUGUCCAAGCACUUUCAAGUGAGCUGCUCAACAUGCAGCUUAGUCAGUUGUUCGUGAGCGACCCAUGCUGGGGCCUCCGCAGCUCAAAGUGUGCUGCCGCGAAAAGGUCUUUGCCAGGAUGGCGGAUUUUGACUUGCAAAGGUGUUAGCGACUUGUCCUAUGAUUUGCCGUCCAGAUGCAUCGAUCAGCUCUUGAGUGAUAUCCUUUCUGCCUCUGGGGUCGAGGGCUGCCCGGCUGCCCCUAACAGGGGAAAGGGGCCGGGAUGGGCAGAUGUGGCCGGCGAUCGACCUCCUGACGCCGAGGCAGGGGCAUUGCGAUGA
Molecule: messenger RNA, 3633 nt
Organism: Symbiodinium sp. CCMP2456
Lineage: Eukaryota; Dinophyceae; Suessiales; Symbiodiniaceae
Source: the annotation of a GenBank genome assembly